Molecule: messenger RNA, 3303 nt
Organism: Nerophis lumbriciformis (worm pipefish)
Lineage: Eukaryota; Metazoa; Chordata; Actinopteri; Syngnathiformes; Syngnathidae
Biological process (GO): regulation of transcription by RNA polymerase II
Cellular component (GO): nucleus
Molecular function (GO): DNA-binding transcription activator activity, RNA polymerase II-specific; RNA polymerase II cis-regulatory region sequence-specific DNA binding
Source: RefSeq, a predicted model, not a curated record
CUUACAAUGUCUGCGGCCUCAGCUGGCUCCACUUGGACGAAACAGGGCGAGGAAAAAACAAAAUGGCGUUUGACGGAGAAGGCGUUAUUGUUGUCAUUAUAGUUCUUUGUUCUUAACCAGUGCAUACAUGUACACACAUAUGUUGUUUAAUAGAGUAAACGUUGUUAAUAAGUGUUUGUAUCCAGAUACAUUAGUUUGAGCGUACUUUGACGCGUCUCGCGUAAGCUUAGCUUGCUAGUUAGCUUAGCUUGUUAGCUGCUAACAAAGAGACCCGGAAGUUAUCAACAUAUCGCUAAGCAGAGCUCAAGUGUGAGUGUAAAGUUUUGUGAUUGUGUGAAAAUGUGCGAAAGAACGAUAGCAGAGUACGAGGAGGAACGUUGUCCAACUAAAGAGGAGAAGGAGCGACAACAUCAACUACUGGACGCUGUUUUCAAGAAACAUCAAGUUGUGUUACACAGAACAGACGUCCAGGAGCACCACCACAUUAAAGAGGAAGAUCCACAUCCCCCUUGUGUAAAAAAGGAGGAGGAAGAGCCACAGCCAUCACACAUUAAACAGGAAGAGGAGGAAGUGUGGAUCAGUCAGGAGGGAGAGUGUCUUCUCGGGCAGGAGGAGGCUGAUCUCACCAAGUUUCCACUGACUGUUGUCUCUGUGAAGACUGAAGACCAUGAAGACAAACUGCCUGAGUCCUCACAGCUUCAUCACAGUCCAAACAUCCAGCAGCUGGUUGGUCAUCAAGAAGAACAUCUCCCCCAGUCUCUGGAGGGUAGCUUCACUUUGAAACAGGAGGAGACACAACCCCCCCACUUUAAAUAUGAAGAGGAGGAACUCGGGAUCACUCAGAAGGGAGAGUGUCUUCUUGUGCAGGAGGAGGCUGAUCUCACCAAGUUUCCGCUAACUGUUGUCUCUGUGAAGACUGAAGACCAUGAAGACAAACCACCUCAGUCCUCACAGCUUCAUCACAGUCCUAGUAAGCAGAACAUAGAGGUGGAACCUUCAAGCAGCAGCUCAACUCAACACAUGACAACAGAAGCUGAUGGAGACCACGGUGGAGGAUCACAAUCAGACAACCUCUUAGCUCCUCUAUCAGAUAGUGACGACAUAACGUCAGACAAUGAUGUAACCAUGGAAUCACCCAUGAGAACGCACGCAGGAGAAAAACCCUUUGGUUGUUCAGUUUGUGCAAAGGUUUUUUUUCAAAGAUCUCAUUUAACUCGACACAUGCGAUUACAUACAGGAGAAAGACCUUUCAGUUGUUCAGUUUGUGCAAAAGGCUUUUUUCAAAGCUCUCAUUUGACUCAACACAUGCGAAUGCACUCAGGAGAAAAACCCUUCAAAUGCUCAAACUGCGGAAAAAGGUUUUCUCAAAAAAGAGCAAUGUUGUCACACAUGAAAACACACUCAGGAGAAAAACCUUUCAAAUGUUCAGUGUGUGGUAAAAGAUUCUAUGACAAGCGUAAUAUGCUAAUACACAUGAGAACACACACAGGGGAAACCCCCUAUAGUUGUUCCAUUUGUUCAAAAGGCUUUGUUCGAAACUGUAGUUUGACUAAACACAUGAGAAUACACACAGGAGAAAAACCAUUCAGUUGUUUAGUUUGUGCAAAGGAUUUUUUAAGAAGAACUAGUUUGACCCGACAUAUUAAAAUACACACAGGAGAAAAACCUUUUAGUUGUUCAGUGUGUGAUGAUCGAUUUUCUAACAAAAGUAAUAUGCAAAUACACACGAGAACACACACAGGAGAAAACCCUUUCAUAUGUUCCAUUUGUGGAAAAAGCUUUAUUACAAACUCAAAUUUAACUCGUCACAUGAGAACACACACAGGAGAAAAAACUUUUAGUUGUUCAGUGUGUGGUGAAAAAUUAUCUUGCAAACUUCAUAUUCAGGCACACAUGAAAACACACACAGGAGAAAAACCCCUCAGUUGUUCAAUGUGCGGUAAAAGAUUCUCUGACAAAUGUGAAGCGCAAAUACACAAUAGAACCCACACAGGUGAAAAACAUUUCAGUUGUUCAGUGUGUGGGAAAAUAAUCUCUGACAAGCGUAAUAUGUUGAGACACAUUAGAACACACACGGGAGAAAAAACCUAUAGUUGCUCAGUUUGUGCAAAAGGUUUUUAUAAAAACUCUGAUUUGACUCAACACAUGAGAACGCACACAGGGGAAAAACCUUUUAGUUGUUCAGUAUGUGCUAAAACAUUCUCUGACAAACGCAAUAUGCAAAGACACAUGCGAACACACACUGGAGAAUAACUUUUCCUUUUUUGGAAGUCCUCUUUGCUACACUACUCCUGCAGAGUCAUUAAUGAUCUACUGCAGGGCUCCGCUAUAGUCCAGACUUCGGUCCCUGGGCCAUGUCAGUGGAGACCCAGCCAGCCCACCUUAUGUUAAUACGUUUUCUGCAUCUAUUGCAUAGGAUAAGAUAUCAAUUAUUGAAUACUCAAGGUAAGGGUUCAGCAGGUUUACCUUGUGGACGCCAACAACUCACUUGAGAGCCCAGAGGUGAAGUUUCUCCUUUUCAUCCACUGGCUUCCCCACUCAGUAGCGCAAAAGGUCUUUACCUACUUGCCGGUGGACCCUUCCUCACGCAACCAUCUCUUUGAGUAGCCUGUAUUUUGAGGUGGCUAAGAAUCCUCCACAGUCGACUUUCACGGGGUGCACCUUCACUUUUCAGCCUUUUUUGUCGUGAAUCGGCUGCAAGAUCAGCUUCUUCCGCUUGCAGGCCACACUGCUGCCAGCUUUAGGAAGGCUGGUCCUGCAGGUCACAAAGAUGUUUUCAGUGUUGCUGGACUUGGACAAAGAGAGUGAGAGGGGCUUCCCACUAUACCACUGGUUUUGGUUUGAAAUAUUCAACACUAUUUUACUUUUAUUUUUUAAGUUUCCAACACACACUUGGCAAUUUGCUCAGCAUCAGGCUGACUUUUGACAUAUCAUAAUGGAAUUACACACCUUCAAGAUUAUUCGGCAAACUCCGACAUGAUUAAUAAGAACGGGUGAAUAGUGUGGACAACGAAUGACUAUUAGCCAUAAUCAGUGUGUGUAUUAUAAUAUUCUGCAGUCACAAGGGCUGGGAAUGUGGAACUCACCUUGUCUGGAGCCUGCUUGUCUAAAGUUACACAUUGCUUUAAUUUUGUUGGACCAAACCCAAUAAAGUGCAGUGAAGAAAUGUUUCAAACUUUGUAUGAAAAAUUCAAAUGUGGCACAUUUUGCUGGUUAUUUUACGUCUACUUUGUUUUUUGUUUUUAAAAAUCAUUCUGUUUCUUUUUCAGUCACUAUGUAGUGUCAUUUUUUAAAUAUUUUCGA